This is a messenger RNA of Suricata suricatta (meerkat), 2500 nucleotides long. It is a transcript of the gene SLCO3A1, whose product is annotated as solute carrier organic anion transporter family member 3A1. Bases 1 to 1905 code for a protein of 634 amino acids. Gene Ontology annotation, cellular component: membrane. Gene Ontology annotation, molecular function: protein binding. Gene Ontology annotation, biological process: prostaglandin transport; transmembrane transport; sodium-independent organic anion transport. The transcript has 11 exons. The record is from RefSeq and is a predicted model, not a curated record. NCBI's taxonomy places the organism in Eukaryota, Metazoa, Chordata, Mammalia, Carnivora, Herpestidae.
AUGGUGGUGAGUGUCCUGACCACCCUGGAGCGGAGGUUCAACCUGCAGAGCGCCGACGUGGGCGUGAUCGCCAGCAGCUUCGAGAUCGGCAACCUGGCCCUCAUCCUCUUUGUGAGUUACUUCGGGGCGCGAGGGCACCGGCCGCGACUCAUCGGCUGCGGCGGCAUCGUCAUGGCUUUGGGCGCACUGCUGUCGGCGCUGCCCGAGUUCCUGACCCACCAGUAUAAGUACGAGGCGGGCGAGAUCCGCUGGGGCGCCGAGGGCCGCGAUGUCUGCGCUGCCAACGGCUCCGGCAGCGACCAGGGCCCCGACCCGGACCUCAUCUGCCGCAGCCGGACCGCCACCAACAUGAUGUACUUGCUGCUCAUUGGGGCCCAGGUGCUCCUGGGCAUCGGUGCUACCCCCGUGCAGCCCCUGGGCGUCUCCUACAUCGACGACCACGUGCGGAGGAAGGACUCCUCGCUCUACAUAGGAAUCCUAUUCACGAUGCUGGUGUUUGGACCAGCCUGUGGAUUUAUCCUGGGCUCUUUCUGUACCAAAAUCUAUGUGGAUGCAGUCUUCAUUGACACAAGUAACCUGGACAUCACUCCGGACGACCCCCGCUGGAUCGGAGCCUGGUGGGGCGGCUUUCUGCUCUGUGGUGCCUUACUGUUCUUCUCUUCCGUCUUGAUGUUCGGGUUUCCGCAGUCUCUGCCCCCACACUCAGACCCUGCCAUGGAGAGCGAGCAGGCCAUGCUCCCCGAGAGAGAAUACGAGAGACCCAAGCCCAGCAACGGGGUCCUGAGGCACCCCCUGGAGCCGGACAGCAGUGCCUCGUGCUUUCAGCAGCUGAAAGUGAUCCCGAAGGUCACCAAGCACCUGCUCUCCAACCCCGUGUUCACCUGUAUCAUCCUGGCCGCCUGCAUGGAGAUUGCAGUGGUGGCCGGCUUCGCUGCCUUCCUGGGGAAGUACCUAGAGCAGCAGUUUAACCUCACCACCUCUUCUGCCAACCAGCUGCUCGGGAUGACUGCAAUCCCAUGUGCCUGUCUGGGGAUCUUCCUGGGCGGUCUCCUGGUGAAGAAGCUCAGUCUUUCGGCCCUCGGAGCCAUCCGGAUGGCCAUGCUCGUCAACCUGGUGUCCACAGCUUGCUACGUCUCCUUCCUCUUCCUGGGCUGUGACACGGGCCCUGUGGCUGGGGUUACUGUUCCCUAUGGAAACACCUCAGCGCCUGGUUCAGCCCUGGACCCCUACUCGCCCUGCAAUAAAAAUUGUGAAUGCCAAACCGAUUCCUUCACGCCUGUGUGUGGAGCAGAUGGCCUCACCUACCUGUCUGCCUGCUUCGCUGGCUGCAACAGCACGAAUCUCACCGGCUGUGCGUGCCUCACGACCGUGCCCGCCGAGAACACAACUGUGGUUCCUGGAAAAUGCCCCAGUCCCGGGUGCCAAGAGGCCUUCCUCACCUUCCUGUGUGUGAUGUGUGUCUGCAGCAUGAUCGGGGCAAUGGCGCAGACCCCCUCGGUCAUCAUCCUUAUCAGGACAGUCAGCCCUGAACUCAAGUCUUACGCCCUGGGAGUCCUGUUCCUCCUGCUUCGUUUGUUGGGCUUCAUCCCCCCGCCCCUCAUCUUCGGGGCGGGCAUCGACUCCACCUGCCUGUUCUGGAGCACCUUCUGCGGGGAGCAAGGCGCCUGCGUCCUGUACGACAAUGUGGCCUAUAGAUACCUGUACGUGAGCAUCGCCAUCGUGCUGAAGUCCUCCGCCUUCGUGCUCUACACAACCUCGUGGCAGUGCCUGAGGAAAAACUAUAAACGCUACAUCAAAAACCACGAGGGCGGGCUGAGCACCAGCACAGAGUACCAAGACAUUGAGACUGAGAAAACCUGCCCCGAGUCACAUUCACCUUCAGAAGACUCCUUUGUGAGAAGCUGAGGGCCUGGCCCUCAUCCUCCUCCUCCUCCAGAGAACAGCCCGCCACUAUCCACAGACCUCGCAGGCCUGACUUAGCGUGCUCUGCCCUGCCCAACAACCCAAGGGUCCCUGUGUGGAUUAUCUGGCCAGUGUGUGGUCCUUUAAGGCCCCAAGCACAGGCCUGUGAUGAGGGCUAAGGAGGUGGCUGUGGUCAGGAGUCCUCCAAACCCUUGGAGUAGGGCAUUUUUCCUGGGUUGCCAAAGAGUAACGUUGACCAAGUGUGCAAAUUCCCUUUGGCCCAUCCCUCCCUUGGCUCCUGUGGGGACAUCCUGCUGACACGCUUUAGAAACCCCCCCACCCUUCCUUCAGGAUGCUUCUCUGAUGGAGGGCUCCAGCCGCUCUUCCGAAAAGCCAGCUGAGGCUGGAUUACAAUGAGGGGGUGGCCCUGUUUCACAGAAGGGAGGGGGAAUAAAAGCACAUACUCAAUAGAUUUUGAGUGUGGUAUUCUGUAUUUUUGCAGCUUAUAUUUUCCAGAUGAGCAGUUUAGAAAUAUGUGAUGUAAAGUACACACUGUACAUUUGCUGAAAAUUAUAUUAAAAGCACUAUUUUAAUUCUU